AUGUGGGAACACGAAUUUCAAGAACUCGAAAAAAUAUCCAAACCCCUGAUGUAUCCAGAGUUUGAGCACCACAAACCCCUGGACGCGAGGGACGCAAUGCAUGGUGGGAGAUGUGGACCGUUGGUACUCUACAGAAAAGUCAAACCAGACGAAAAGAUUCACUACGUGGACUUUACGUCUCUCUAUCCCUUUUGCCAAACGCACGAGUACCCCUACGGUCAUCCCAAAGUCAUGACCUGCUUCGAAGGACGAAAUCCUGAAGACGUCGUUCGAGAAUCCUAUGGAUUUGUAAAGUGCAUGGUGCUACCGCCCACCGAUCUGUUGUUUCCUGUUCUUCCCGUGAAAGUGCGCUCAAAAUUGAUGUUUCCUCUGUGUGUGCCGUGCGCGGAAAACGAAAUUCGUGAAUGCGAUCACUCCGACCUGGAAAGAGGUGUGGUGGGCACGUGGUCUACCCUGGAACUUCAUUUGGCUCAGGAGAUGGGUUACAGAAUGCUGGAGAUCUAUGAGGUCUGGCAGUACGAAGAGCGAGGAAAGGACUUGUUUCGGUCGUUUGUCAUGUAUUGCAUGAAAGACAAACAAGAAGCCUCAGGAUGGCCUGGUCAUGUGAAAACGGAAGAAGACAGACAAACCUAUUUGGAGGAAUACGAGAGAAAGACGGGCAUCCAGCUCGAUUCCGAGAAUAUUGUUAAGAACGGUCCUCGUCGAACCGUCGCUAAACUCGUUGCCAACAGUCUGUGGGGUAAACUGGGAGAAAAACCACACUCCAAGACCACAAAAUUCUUCGUCAAGCCCGACGAGUUCUACACGUGUAUCACCAGCAACGAGAACGACGUGCGCGAGAUUUACAUGAUUACGGAUGACGUGGUCAUGUUUCAGUACCAGAAAAUAACCGAGUUUGUGCAAGAAAACCCCAAGCGGAGCAUUGUGGUGGCUGCCUGGACGACUGCCUGGGCUCGUACGAUUCUUUACAGAGAAUGCAGAAAGCUAGACCCGACUCAAAUCUUGUACACAGACACCGAUUUCAUCAUCUACUCGCAAGAACCUGGCCAGGCUACAUUACCGCUAGGCGACAGUUUGGGCGAGUUAACGUCUGAAUUGAAGCCCGACGAUCACAUUAGUCAUGAGUUUGUAGCCGUGGCUCCUAAAGCCUAUGCGUAUCACACGCUGCAAGGAGAUGGCGCUUGCAAGUUUAAAGGAAUACGCAACAAUUACACCACGCAAGGCGCCAUUAACCUCGAAAGCAUGCUCGAAAUGGUAGAGCGAGAGGACCACUUGGUUAACGUGCCCAACCCUCAAAUCAGCCGAGAUCGAAAAACGUUUGAACUGAAGACCGUUUUAGAUAGUGAGAAGAUAGCCCGACUUCGUUUUGAUAAGAGAGUUCGACACGGAAACACGAGUGUCCCUUAUGGGUACAAACCAAUAGGCUCUCAUGGAGCGUUGAAAUAA
Exaiptasia diaphana is the source of this 1446-nucleotide messenger RNA. RefSeq lists its product as uncharacterized. Gene Ontology annotation, molecular function: DNA binding; nucleotide binding; DNA-directed DNA polymerase activity. Lineage: Eukaryota; Metazoa; Cnidaria; Anthozoa; Actiniaria; Aiptasiidae. The coding region runs from base 1 to 1446 and encodes 481 amino acids. Gene Ontology annotation, biological process: DNA replication. The transcript has a single exon. The record is from RefSeq and is a predicted model, not a curated record.